Microstroma glucosiphilum is the source of this 1625-nucleotide messenger RNA. Its product is annotated as kinase-like protein. Bases 1 to 1518 code for a protein of 505 amino acids. Gene Ontology annotation, molecular function: RNA polymerase II CTD heptapeptide repeat kinase activity; cyclin-dependent protein serine/threonine kinase activity; ATP binding. The transcript has 4 exons. Gene Ontology annotation, biological process: protein phosphorylation. Lineage: Eukaryota; Fungi; Basidiomycota; Exobasidiomycetes; Microstromatales; Microstromataceae. The record is from RefSeq and is a predicted model, not a curated record. Gene Ontology annotation, cellular component: nucleus; mediator complex.
AUGACGGCAUGGCGGGAAUAUCGGGACCACAAAAGGCGAACGAUUCUCUCUACCUAUCAGGUCUUGGGGUUCCUCUCGUCGGGCACGUACGGUAGGGUGUACAAGGCUUGUCUUCGGCAUCCCGAGGCACCCGAACGAACAAGUCGGCAGGGAAGUCAAAGAGGUGGGAGCAGCAGCAGAGUACCGAGUCCAAAUGGUGCGAAGAAUGGGAAAGCAAGAGAGAACGAGCCCGAUGCAGGCGUGUAUGCGAUCAAGAAGUUCAAGGCAGACAAGGAGGCGGAGGCGCCAAGCUACACCGGCAUCAGUCAGAGCGCAAUGAGGGAGAUUGCUCUCAAUCGCGAGCUACGGCAUGAGAACAUUGUCACAUUGAGAGAGGUCAUGCUGGAAGACCGCGCCAUCUACAUGGUCUUCUCCUAUGCAUCGCAUGACUUCCUGCAACUGAUCCACCACCACUCUACAGUUCUUCGCGAGGGGAUCUCGCCCACUGUGCUCAAAUCGCUCCUCUUCCAGCUCCUCUCCGGGGUGCAUUACCUCCACUCCAAUUGGGUCCUGCACCGAGAUCUGAAGCCCGCAAACAUCCUACUCACUCACUCUGGUGUCGUCAAGAUAGGAGAUUUGGGUCUAGCCAGACUGUAUUCCCAGCCUCUACAGCCCCUGUACAACGGAGAUAAGGUUGUCGUCACCAUCUGGUACCGAGCUCCCGAGCUACUCAUGGGCGCCCGUCAUUACACGCCCGCCAUUGACAUGUGGGCCGUGGGGUGCAUCUGGGGCGAGCUGCUCAGCCUGAGGCCGUUAUUUAAGGGUGAAGAAGCGAAGAUGGAGGGUAAGGGCAAGCCCUCUGCUGUUCUUCAGACGGACCAGAUGGCAAAGAUUGUGGACAUACUCGGUCCACCUAGCAAGGAGCGAUGGCCUUCCAUUGAUACGAUGCCCGAGUGGCGAGGCUACUGCGCGGCAAUGAGGUUCGGACCGGACGACGGGCACUCUUCGAAGCUGUCCAAUUGGUUCGCAAGCCGCUCGCGCCCUCCUCACGGCGCCAGCCUCUUCGAGAGACUCCUGAUGUACGAUCCAGGCAAGCGGGUGACGGCGGAGAGGGCUCUUGAGCAUGCGUGGUUCAAAGAGGAGCCUGUGCCUACGCGCAACGCCUUUGCCUCUCUGCCGCUUGGCGUAUCCAUCUAUCCUCCAAGGAGGCUGCACAGCGACACGACGGACCCCGUGCUGAACGUCGACCCAUCGCAGGUAGCUCCAGCACUGAUCAAUAGCGGCGGAGGUGGGCUGGGAGGCGGUACCUCGAUGGCCUUUCCUGGACCUGCCGCCCCUGCUCCCGCUCCAGCGUCGGGAGGUAGUCUGCCGAAUAGUGUUGGGCCUAGUGGCUACCUCAACUCGGUGUCUGGAGGAGUCGGUAUCGGGCAUCUCGGCGGGAUCGCGGGUCUGGGACAGUCGUCGAGCGCGACGGGCAGGGGAGGCAUGGUUGCGACGGCCGCUGCUAAUGCUCAGAACAAGCGAGCCAAGCUGGGCUAAGCGUAAGGCGUCAGGGCCGAAGAGAGAAAGAUCAUUUCCUGGGCCGUCAGAGCGGAAACGACUUGUUGUACAUACAUCUCCUGAGCUAAAUCUAUACCUUUCUCAUC